Messenger RNA from Cajanus cajan (pigeon pea), 452 nucleotides. RefSeq names its product small acidic protein 1 (gene SMAP1). The record is from RefSeq and is a predicted model, not a curated record. Lineage: Eukaryota; Viridiplantae; Streptophyta; Magnoliopsida; Fabales; Fabaceae.
UUAAUGCAGUGACCAAAACGACGUGUUUUUUUUCUGAGCAUCGCUUGGUUCAUAUAAAACCCUAAUUUGUCGCUCCGAGUGAUUAGAGAGAGAGAGAUGAUGAGAGCAAUGGAAUUGUUCGGAGAGAUGGAAGAGCAGGUAUCGGCGAUGGCUAUGGAUGUGGACGACGUCGACCCUCUCGAGAUCUUCGCCGAGGGCGUCAUGGCCGCCGACAACAAACUCGCCGACGCCGAUUUCUUCAACACCUUCCAAGACGAUUUCGAUGAUUCUGAUAUCAACUAACACCCCUUUCCUCGUCAAUGCCUUUCGCCUUCAAUAAUUUCUCACUUAGGCUUUCGGUAUCUUGUAUUUUCUUCUCCAUCAUGGAGAAAAAAAUAUGUAAUUUCUCUCUGGGAUUAUCGCGUUAAUAUGAUGGAUGGCUCUUUCGUCAUGAUUCGCCCUCUUUUCUACAA